AUGAAUUUAUCAAAUAAUAAUAAUGGUAAUCUAAGUUUUGACUCAGAUGUUGGUGGUCCAAUGCGUAAAAGUUGCAGCAAUGUUUCUUUGGCUAGCUCAGCAUAUACUGGAGGUUGGGUGGUUUUGGAUAUUCUUGGAAAGGAGUUCCGUGCAUCAAAGAUUUCAUUAGCUAGAGAUCCAACAUCGUAUUUGGCAAAAAUGGUUGAGGAAGACGUUGAUCCGGAUCAAUUAUUUACUGAUAGCGGCGGUUUAAUAUCUUUUAAUCCAGACUCAGGCAAUGGCCGUUGGCAAUUGGACGCUAAUCCAGAUUAUUUUGAAUAUAUUCUCAAAUAUUUGCGAAUUGGAAAAAUUAAUGGAGUCAAACCUGGUCAUUCUUGGGAAGAUUUGUUGGAUGAAGCAGAAGUUUUGAAGUUAAGUAAAUUGGCUGAUAUUUGUCGACAAAAGAUUCACGAAAAAAAUGUUUUGCAGCAACGAUCACUCUCAACGUCCACUUCACCUUCAAAUACUUCGCUUUAUGGAGGGAUUGGUGGUGGUUCCUCAGCUACAACUCCUUCAUCUUCUAUUCAUCAUUUUCAACCAUACGGGCCUCCUCCGCCAAUGUUUUGUCCUCCAGGAUUUUUUCCACAUCCACCACAAAUGGGACAGCCUCCGCCUUUAUAUUCUCAACCGCCUCCUGGUUUUGAACAAUUUACUAUUAAUAAUUCAAUUCCAUCGCCACCUAUUCAACAUCAACAGUUUUCUCAACAUCGAAUGAAUUCUUCAUUUGGAGGGCGUGCUGGUGGAAUAAUGGGCAUCCCACCCAAUUUUCAAGAAAAUAUUUUGCAACAGCCAACUAGCCAAGUAUCGUCAGCUUCUGCUUCAAUAAGUAAUAGUUCAAUUGGGACUUUAAUUGAUGAUAAUAAUUCAAAUAUUCAACAACAACAAACGAAUUUAAAUAGAGGAGGAAAUAAUUUGGGUGGAUUACCUCGUUUAGAUGAACUUCCGAUGGAUGAAGAACAACUUAGAGGACUUUCAGCUUUUGAGAUAAUUAAUGAAAAUAAUUUUGUUGAAGAAAAUAUUGACAAUGAAAAUGUUGUGGAGAAUGGUGGGAAUAUUUUUGAAGAGGAUUUGGGGAUGAUGAAUGAUUGUGAAGAAGAGAGGAAUGAAAAGACAACUAAUAAUGAUAUCGGACUUCCGAUAACUCCAGAGGUUCAAAAUGAUGUUACAAUUCCUCAUAUAAUAAAUCAAUCAACUACUAUUUGGGAUGAUUUGGAGCAAGAAGAAGAGGAAACUAAGGUUAAAUCUACUCCUUUGGUUACUACAAGCAAUACGAAUAAAAUCCCUGAGACUAUUGAUGUUGAACAACUUGAGAAUGAUGAAAAGAAGGAUAUUAAUAAUUUUAAUGAAUGCGGGAUUAGCUCUACUGUUUUUGUAAUUUUUUUAAAUUUAAUACAAACCCUCUGUUUUAUAUGUUUUUUGGGGGCGUAA
Molecule: messenger RNA, 1467 nt
Organism: Meloidogyne enterolobii
Lineage: Eukaryota; Metazoa; Nematoda; Chromadorea; Rhabditida; Meloidogynidae
Source: the annotation of a GenBank genome assembly